UUUUCAAACAGACAAUGCUGUUGUCAGAGGUUUUUAUCUUGUGAAUGUCAGAUGUUWCUGUGGUCAGGUGUUAGCUUUACAGUUUAGCUGAUUUGUUGAUUCAUGGAGCGAACAGGCAGCAUCAACGCAGAGCCUCAACAUGACGGUUGCUGGGCUCGGUGGCGCAACCGGGUCGGCUUCUGGUUCCUUGGGUUGUGCAAUAACUUUGCUUAUGUGGUCAUGCUGAGUGCUGCCCAUGACAUCCUCCAGAAACAGGAGUCCAGAAACUCUACGGUCUCUACAUCGAUGAUGCCGAUCAGGACCCUCCAAGCUGAAAACAGCACCAACAGCAGCAGAUAUGACUGCAGUCCUAUCACUACAGGGGCUGUUCUGUUAGCGGACGUCGUUCCGACGCUGUUCAUCAARCUUUUGGCUCCCUUUGUGAUCCACAAAAUGCCUUAUGGUUUUCGAGUGUUGGYGUGUGCCACUUUGGCAGUGACCAGUUUCCUCCUGGUGUCCUUCUCCUCUGCUGUGUGGAUGAGUAUUACUGGAGUGGUUUUUGCCAGUUUAAGCUCAGGACUGGGAGAACUGUCCUUCCUCUCUCUCAGUGUCUUCUUCAACAGGAAUGUCCUGGAAGGCUGGGGCUCAGGCACCGGUGGGGCUGGUGUUGUUGGUGCUUUCCUUUAUUCAGCUCUGAUCCAAGCUGGUCUGUCCCCUCGGAUCACACUCCUCAUCAUGCUGGUUGUCCCGUUUAUUAUGUUGAUUAGUUACUUCGGGGUUCUGCGUCCCUCAUCUUCCUUACCUCAGUGGAGCAGGGUGCAGACGGACUACAGAGCUGUGGACUCAGAGGACAGGCAGCAAAUUAUGGAUGAUUCAGAUCAGGAGGAGUCAGAACCAGUUGACCUAAGUGUGGGAUCUCUUACCUGUGGGGAGAAAUGGGACGUCAUCAAAAGCUUAGUGUGGUUUGUGAUUUUUCUGGGAGUCGUCUACUUUGCUGAAUACUUCAUCAACCAGGGCUUGAUGGAACUCCUGUUUUUUCGCAACAUUUUCCUGUCCCACGCAGAGCAGUAUCGCUGGUUCCAGACUGUGUACCAGAUUGGUGUGUUUGUGUCUCGAUCGUCCCUCUGCUGGGUGAAGAUCAGGAAACUGUGGGUUUUUUCCAUCCUUCAGGUAAUAAACGCCAYCUUCCUGCUGUUUGCUGUAUGGUUCCAGUUCCUUCCUUCUGUCUGGUUGGUUUUUUGCAUCAUUUUCUAUGAGGGUCUGCUGGGCGGAGCUGCGUAUGUGAACACUUUCCACUUCAUCAGCAAGGAGACUGAAGGCAGACACAGAGAGUUUGCCAUGGCGACGGCCAGCGUAGGAGACAGUCUGGGCAUCGCUCUGGCAGGACUUGUUGCUUUUCCUGUCCACACAGCCUUCUGUUCAUUGUGACGAAGCCCACAGCCUGAGCUGCAGGAGGCGCAAACGGCAAGAACACAUCCACACGUCUUUUUAUCGUGSAUGAAACCAGCAACAUUAGAGGUGGUCGCAUGAUGUAUGGCAAAUAAUUAUGUCUGUUAACAAUUAACAACUGGACCAAAUACAGAAUUCUGCUUGUCCUGUUGUAAACUUUUUAUUCUACUUGAGUUAAAAUAGUACUUAAAAUGAAACGAGUUAACCUCUGACUGUGUCUCAGAAUAACCGUGUUCAUGUGGACUUUUUAAAAAGUUUUAUGUAGAAUUAUCAGCUGAACAUGUAUUUCUUGAUACAAGCUGUUACGGGUGAGCAGUUUGUAUCUAAAAACUUUAUGAUUUUAUACGUUGCUUGUCUUUGUGAUUGUGCGAUCAGAUUUUUUUACAUAAAUUAAAGACGGGGUUUUGACAUUCCUAGGCUCA
Austrofundulus limnaeus is the source of this 1850-nucleotide messenger RNA. RefSeq names its product CLN3 lysosomal/endosomal transmembrane protein, battenin (gene cln3). Gene Ontology annotation, biological process: regulation of intracellular pH; lysosome organization. Gene Ontology annotation, cellular component: lysosome; membrane. The transcript has 15 exons. NCBI's taxonomy places the organism in Eukaryota, Metazoa, Chordata, Actinopteri, Cyprinodontiformes, Rivulidae. The coding region runs from base 103 to 1407 and encodes 434 amino acids. The record is from RefSeq and is a predicted model, not a curated record.